Cylicostephanus goldi is the source of this 179-nucleotide messenger RNA. The record is from the annotation of a GenBank genome assembly. NCBI's taxonomy places the organism in Eukaryota, Metazoa, Nematoda, Chromadorea, Rhabditida, Strongylidae.
AUGACGUUUGAUCUCGGUUUCGAAGCAUCACAUGCGGAUAUCUGUGAGAAUAUGCUUGCCAUAGCUAGAAGUGGAACCACAUUCAAGCACUUGUCCUACACGAGCUUUGUCGGAUUUGAUCCUACUGAUGACGUUGUUCAGGUACGUGACAGUUUUCAAUGCUGUGAGAUCUUUUAGGG